AUCGAAGAGCGUACCUCCGACAACCCGGUGGCUCUGUAGCCACUCGUUCUACUCCGCUCCGAGCGCCGCGAGCUUCCCUGCUCCUCGCUCCAGGAGUGGCUCUCUUUAUUUAUUUUUCUAAGCCACCUCUUCUACCUCUGAAAGUUUCUAUGGCGAAGCCAGUGCUCACUACCGGACAGAAGAGCGAUUCUGGCCAGUGACCAAACUGCGAGAGCUCGGAGAACCGGACCCGUGGACGUUUUUCGAACUGUGAUAUAUCGGAAGAGAAAUAUUUUCUAAGAGAAAAAAUUGAGGCCAUUUCUCGACAGUAAUACUCUUUUAUAUUGAAAAAGUUAUCCGAGAAAGUAUAUCUGUAAAAUAUUAUAUUUUAAAAAAUUUGCUACAAAGGCUAGUUUUGGAUAUUUAACAGAUUUUGGUAAGUGAAGGAAUUCCAGAGGAUUGCGAUAGAUAAUCUGAUUCGGAAGUGCAUUUUUGUACGCCCCAGCGGAUAGAAUACCAUGUAGUAGAGAUUAUUUUUUGAAUCGCUAUAUUUGCUAGAGUUUGGCAGUUUUAAAAGAUGUUCGUAUUUGCUUUCGGGAAGUGCCGGUAAAAGAUGUGAAAUGCGAAAUUGUUGUGCUUCGACGAGUAAGGGAUGCGAGUUGUGAUCGUAUCUGAAACCCUCCUUUGAAUCGGAAAGGAAUUCGAAUCGUUCAAGAUGACUGAAUCGCCUCUCGGCAGUGAUUACGCGACAGUGUUUCUGAAUGACACUUUUCAGACUGCCUUGACAAUGAUUAGUGACCCAUCCAACGAGUCGCUUCUCCUGAGUGGUACAAACUUUACGGAGCAGUUGGAAAAAGUCACUUGGGAGUCCCAAGUGACGAUGGGCUUCAAGACGUUAGCAGUGACGACUAUCAUUGUUUGUGCCGUCUUCGGAAAUAUUCUCGUCAUCUCGAGUGUGUACCGAAAUCACAAGCUUCGCAUCACGACCAACUACUUCGUAGUAUCUCUCGCUUUUGCCGACACUUUAGUUGCACUUUUAGCCAUGACCUUCAACGCCAGCCACAUGAUUGCCGGCAAAUGGCUUUUUAAUCAGACAGUUUGUGAUUUUUGGAACUCGUGCGAUGUACUUUUCUCCACGGCAUCCAUCAUGCACUUGUGUUGUAUCAGCGUGGACAGAUACUACGCUAUCAUUAAACCUUUAGAAUAUCCCACUAAGAUUACAGGAAAGUUGGUAGCUAUCAUGAUAGCGUGUGUGUGGUUCAGUUCCGGUCUUAUUAGCUUCAUCCCUAUAUUUUUAGGGUGGUAUACCACCAACGACCACUUGGAAUCUCGAGAGAAGAAUCCCGAAGUUUGCGAGUUUGUGGUUAACAAGCCGUAUGCAAUCAUUUCCUCCAGCGUUUCUUUCUGGAUACCUUGCUUUAUUAUGCUUUUCACGUACUACAAAAUCUAUGUCGAGGCUGUUCGCCAAGAGAAGUUCAUGUGCAAAUCUCAGGUGGGACCGGCCAUGAUGCAUAACAGUGCUCGUAACAGCACCGACCACUCGAUUGCUCCGAAUGUCCAUGCUCCCCCUCACCGCAAUUCCCACGGCGAUGAUCCGGAAAGUGGUCAAUCCACCCCGACCAAGAGGAAUAUCAACAAGAUGAAGCGGGAACACAAGGCUGCCAAGACCCUGGGCAUCAUCAUGGGGGCCUUCAUCCUGUGCUGGCUCCCUUUCUUUCUCUGGUAUGUGUCCAUCAGCAUGUGCGGUGAUGCUUGCUAUUGCCCGGACAUAGUCGUCGAGGUUCUCUUCUGGAUUGGCUACUUCAACUCGUCACUGAAUCCCAUCAUCUAUGCUUACUUCAACCGUGACUUUCGUGAGGCUUUCAAAGACACUAUCCAAAGUUUCAUCUGUUGCUGUUGGAGAGUCCCGUGCCUGCAAAAUGAGCGCGCCAAAGCCAUACCCUUUAACUGUGCUUACAGGUCGACCCAGGACAUUGGUCUUGUGGAGAACAAGUAUGUCAGGGACUGAAACUUGAUGUGUCUCAUUGUGUGGAUGAAAACAUAAUGAAGCUCGUGACAGGAUUUUCAUUAGGAUGGGUUGGACUAAAUUCAAGAUGGAAGUCGAAAUAUAUGAUAUAUUCACGUUAAAGAAGGGAAUAUUUUGGCUCCCCCUCUAGAUCGUCAAGAAAAGAGGCGAAAGCGGAAUGCUUCUCUCAAGUCCAAGUUUGCGGUGUAAAUACCAUCACUACCGUUGAUAUCUGCUCGUUAAACAACAGCACUCAUACAUGUAAGAUGCCUGUCAUGUCGGCUCGAAAUCUAAAAAAACAAAAAACAAAAGCAAACAAGUUAAUUGUAUUUUUCAGUUCAUUUUGUAUCACGUUUGCAUGCUCCGUUUGUGUAUCUUUGAUGUAGAUAUUGAAUAUUGUAAACAACAUCAAAAAUCACUAGUGUAAACAAAAAUGUAUAUAUUUAGAAAAAAAUGAGAUGGAUGAAAAAUAACGGGAAAUCUAUUUGUGGGUUUACGUGCCUACUCAAUGUGAUAUUUUAAUCGUGCACCUACUUAAGAUCUUAAAAGACGAGGAUAGAGUUGUCUUGCUUUUACUGAAUCCUCCUGUAUGUAUAAACCAGUAGCUUGAUCUCUAAAUAUUUUGUAUAUUUUGUCUUGUAUAACUGUAUUGUCGUUGCGGAACGAAAAAAGAAAUGAAUAAAAAAUUA
Uloborus diversus is the source of this 2673-nucleotide messenger RNA. Its product is annotated as octopamine receptor beta-2R-like. Gene Ontology annotation, cellular component: membrane. The transcript has 3 exons. Gene Ontology annotation, biological process: adenylate cyclase-activating adrenergic receptor signaling pathway. The record is from RefSeq and is a predicted model, not a curated record. Lineage: Eukaryota; Metazoa; Arthropoda; Arachnida; Araneae; Uloboridae. Bases 695 to 1987 code for a protein of 430 amino acids. Gene Ontology annotation, molecular function: octopamine receptor activity.